UGAGGUUAUAUAGUUACAAUAAAUGUCUAUUUUUGACGUAAAUAUCGAUUAAACCUAUAUAAUUACCUAAUUAAAUCCAUCUACGAUCGUUUUAUAAUGGAAUGUCCAGUUUUUAAAUUCUUAAAGUCGCCACUGCAUAUACAGAUGAGUGAUAUGAGUGAUGAGUGGUAACCCUUCCAAUAAAUCACAAAGUGACAUUGUGAAACAAUCUGAUUUAGAAGAGACCCGUCAAAAUGGGAAGAAAAUGUGCAGUGCCACACUGCUAUACAGGGUAUCGUAAAUGUAAAGAAAAGGCCUCGCUAUAUCGUGUACCAGACGAUGAUUUCUUCUUAAGUAAGUGGCAAGAGGCCAUAGCUCGAGAAGACAGACCUAUUACCCCGAAAGACUACGUUUGUGAGAAACACUUCAAGGACGAUGAUAUACUACGAAGACGAAUAAUAAAAGACGUCGUAGAGGAAUAUCAAAGACCUAGGUUGAAACCUGACGCUAUUCCCUCUAUAUUUCCUGACCUGCCUGAAUUUAUACUAAAGAUGGUGAAAAAACGCAGAAAAAUGCCGUUGGAGGAUUUAACAACAGCUGAAACAUGCGAUUCUUGGAAAAACAAGUCUGACAAUGAAACCGCUGGAGAAAACAUUAUCGAACAAAAUUUUAUGGUGCAGGAAAUUAAGACGGAAUCACCGGAAAGUAACGAAACUGACAAUAUAGUUAGUACGAUGUGUGAGACUAUUUUGAGCAAUGAGCUUGAUAUAAAAAGUGAACCAGAAGAGCGCACUGACAACUCCACGGAAAACGAUGAAGAUAACGAAAAUGAUGACGCCACUUUUGGGCCCAAGAUGCACCAUUGCGACCAGUGCGAUUAUCAAACGAAAUAUCCGCACAACCUCAGGACUCACAAAACUAAACACCUAACUGGGGAUGAGGCGUACAUGCAUUGCGAGCAUUGCCCAAAUUUCAAAACGAAAUGGGAACUGACGUACCGCAACCACCUAAAGAUCAAACAUGGGUUGGGCAAGCAAGAAGUCUUCAAAUGCAGUGUAUGCUCUUUCGAAACAAAGGUAAAACUGUGCUUGAAGAGACAUACGGAACGACACCAAAGAGACAUUCCCCCGAAAAUAUCAAAUGACCUUAUUGGAAGCAAUUUUAACGAAACGUCUACUGAAAAUUCUAAAAACUUCAAAUGUACCGAAUGCUUCUACGAGACGAACUCGAAGACCCACAUCAUCAGGCACAUCAAAACUGCACACAACACCGGCGAUGAUACGGUCGUGUUUGUAAAUAAACUACAGUCGAACCCAGGAGUCAAGCCCCUGUACAAGUGUUUAAAAUGCAGUUAUAAAUCCAAAACAAACAGGAGUUUGCUGAAACACAUCCUCAAACAUAAAUAUCCGAAACCGACGACCGAUCAACCGAAAUCUAACGUAUGGAAAUGCCCGAAGUGCCCUUUUGCCACGUUUUUCCAACAUGCCUUGCGAAAACAUCAAGAAACUGAUUGCGGGCGUUUGUUCGUGUGUAAAGAAUGUAAGUUUAAAACGAACUGUAAGCCUGAUUUUAUCAAACACUCGCUUACGCAUGGGAACAUUAGCUUGGAAUCUGUAGACCAAGGAUUUCUUGGAACGGCGGAACAAAGUGGAGAUGGGGGUGAAACAGAGAGUCGGUUGGAAGGGACAGGAAGUGAAAUGUUGUGGAAAAAUGAAGGAAAUAAAGUAAACGCGGUGCCAGAGUUUGUUGCAGUUAAAACCGAGAUCUCCGAUGUAGAAUAAGUUGUUUUUAUAUAAAAAAGUUUAUGUGUUAUAUAGAGUAUUUAUUUUUGUUUUAUGUUUUUCCAUUUUAGAUGUCUA
Molecule: messenger RNA, 1838 nt
Organism: Anoplophora glabripennis (Asian longhorned beetle)
Lineage: Eukaryota; Metazoa; Arthropoda; Insecta; Coleoptera; Cerambycidae
Product: RE1-silencing transcription factor B-like
Exons: 3
Coding region: 234-1760 (508 amino acids)
Biological process (GO): regulation of gene expression
Cellular component (GO): nucleus
Source: RefSeq, a predicted model, not a curated record